Cyphellophora attinorum is the source of this 600-nucleotide messenger RNA. RefSeq lists its product as uncharacterized. Bases 1 to 600 code for a protein of 199 amino acids. The record is from RefSeq and is a predicted model, not a curated record. The transcript has a single exon. Lineage: Eukaryota; Fungi; Ascomycota; Eurotiomycetes; Chaetothyriales; Cyphellophoraceae.
AUGGCGCCAGACAUCGCCGCAACACUCGCUGCUAUCGAUGCAGCCCACGCUCUUGACCCCAAUAAGAUAGAGCGGGACGGCCAAAGCAUUCCCUAUGAGCUACAUUAUGCCGAAAAAUGCACACAAUACCUCGAGAAGCACACCUCCUCCGCCUCCCCACUGCUCCAAGUCGCCGUUCGCGCACAGCACUUCCGACGCUGGGAAGUGCCUCGCGACAGCUACCCGCGUACAAAGGUAGGCUAUUUUGCGUGGCGGACAGGUUUGAAGAAGCGGCAGGGAGAGCAGGUCAAAGAGAUAUGUCUACAGCAUGGUUUUACUGAGGAACAGGCGGACAAGGUAGGGAAGCUCAUCUCGAAAGAAGAGCUGAAGAAAGGCGAGGGAAAGGGGGAUGAAGAGGCACAAGUUCUGGAGGAUGUCGCAUGCCUGGUGUUCCUGGACGACCAAUUCGACACGUUCGAGCGGGAGCAUGAUGAGGAGAAGAUCGUGGACAUACUCAAGAAGACGUGGGUCAAGAUGGGCAAGAGGGGGCAGGAUCUCGCGCUGCAGAUGGACUUGAGCGAGCGGGCGAAGGAGCUUGUUGGGAAGGCGCUGGCUGAGUGA